This is a messenger RNA of Heterobilharzia americana, 843 nucleotides long. NCBI's taxonomy places the organism in Eukaryota, Metazoa, Platyhelminthes, Trematoda, Strigeidida, Schistosomatidae. The record is from the annotation of a GenBank genome assembly.
AUGGAUAACAGCGUCGUCAUCACAGACUAUACACAAAUGGAUAGAAUUAUGAAGGAAGAAAGGCAGUAUAUACUCAAUAUUAUAAAAGUUGUUAAGAAAGCUGGCUGUAAUGUUCUACUUAUUCAAAAGAGCAUUUUGAGAGAUGCUGUGAAUGAUUUAGCCUUACAUUAUUUCAAUAAAAUGAAGAUAAUGGUCGUUAAAGAUAUCGAACGGUCAGAGAUAGAGUUCAUAUGCAAGACUCUACACUGUAUACCGAUAGCAAGCUUAGAUCAUUUUAACCCUGAAUAUAUGGGGUCAGCUAGCUUGGUUGAGGAAUCGGAGGCAACUGCUCACUGUGUUCAUAUCACAGGCAUUGAAAACAGAGGGAAAACUGUAUCCAUUUUGGUUCGGGGUUCCAACAAACUCAUGAUUGAUGAGGCUGAACGUUCGCUGCAUGAUGCCCUUUGUGUUAUUCGAUGCUUAGUAAAAAAGAGAGCGAUGAUCCCUGGCGGUGGUGCUCCAGAAAUCGAAAUUGCCCAAAAGUUAGCUGCAUUUUCCAACACUACACCUGGGCUUGAUCAAUACUGUCUACGUGCCUUUGCUGAUGCAUUUGAAGUAAUUCCUUAUACUUUGGCAGAGAAUGCUGGCCUAAAUCCUAUCCAAACUGUUACUGCACUACGAGCUCUUCAUGCGAAAGGCGAGAAAAAUGCUGGUAUCAAUGCUCGAACGGGUGCUGUCGCAGAUAUUUUGGCGCAGAAUGUAAUCCAACCCUUAUUGGUCAGUUACAGUUCUGUUACUUUGGCCGCUGAGACUGUACGUAGCAUCUUGAAGAUAGAUGAUGUUAUCAAUGCUAUGAGGAAUUAA